Microsporum canis CBS 113480 is the source of this 1221-nucleotide messenger RNA. RefSeq lists its product as hypothetical. Bases 1 to 1221 code for a protein of 406 amino acids. The transcript is spliced from 3 exons. The record is from RefSeq and is a predicted model, not a curated record. NCBI's taxonomy places the organism in Eukaryota, Fungi, Ascomycota, Eurotiomycetes, Onygenales, Arthrodermataceae.
AUGGCAUCUCAUCAUCACCGCCAACCAUCCUAUGAGGGCAUCAUCGAUAUACCUGGGCUUUCUCACGUCCCACCGCAGCCUCACCACCGCCACCAAGCAUCGCUGGAAGGAAUUAUAAACUAUUCUUCCUUGGCGCCCUUGUCUGCAGACGAACGUUCUCGUGCGCAAGGGGUGUUGGACAGGAUCAUCAAUCGUCUAGCCAGCCACAGCCAUGUCAACCAUGGAUACAGUUGCCAUCUGCUCGUUCGUCACAGUUACGACUAUUCGCUGUCCGAGUUAUCCAAGGACACCUUCCUGCGAGUUUUCUUUAAUUUUAUGGAGCUAGAAAUCAGUAGCGACGAAGACAUCGAUACAGAUGAUGACCAUAUACCCCCGAAAUUUAUUCAAUUUGCGGAUAUGCUCAUUGAAAAGUUCUUCUUCCCAUUGAGAGCAAGUGGAAUGACUACUCCACAACCUACUCCCGCACAGCUCUCAGCAACCCGAAGUGCACGAUCACUACACGAUAUCACUGGCACCUCUGAGCGAGUUUCAUACCUUCGAGCUCUUUGCCUUGUUCGGGAUCAUCACCGCUGUGUGAUAUCCCGAGUUUUUGAUGCGCAGCAGGCGAUAGUUCGAAUGACUCAGUACGGUUUAAAUGCUCAAGAUGAUGAUGGGAAUCUCAUUAUAGAUGGAGAUAGAGGUGAAGUAUUAGAUGUCGCGCAUAUUCUCCCGCACUCCCUCACAAAAGUGGACGAGAAUUUGCAGCUGAGCGACUCUAGAAGGAUCGCGAUUGAUAUCCUUAACAUGUUUGAUUGUGAUGUGGCUCAAAUCAUUGACGGUCCUCGCAUCGACAGCCCGUGUAAUGCUAUUACUCUGUCUCAUACUUGGCAUAACCAUUUUGGUAAUUUUGAUGUAUACUUCGAUGCUAUCCCCGGCGAAGAACACACCUAUCGCAUCAACGGCUUUUUCAACCCUGCUGUGGGAGCAUAUUGGGGACUACCUGUUACUCGCAAACUCUUUCUGAGCGAAGAAAGAGUGGUAGAUGCACCAUCCCCCCGCCUGCUUGCUUUACAUCGGGCUAUUGCCCAUAUUCUUCACCUUUCAGGCGCUGGGGAAUACAUCAAUAGAAUACUCCGGGAUUUUGCAGAAACCGGUGUGCAAGCGGAUGGGUCGACGGACAUAGGACGUAUUGUCAACCUUAGGCUCAGUGGUUGGAGAGCAAGUGCUGUUAAAGUUUAUUAG